AUGGACGUUCAUCAUCUGGAGAAACGAUGCGCCGAUCUGGCGCUGGUUGAAGAGGAAACGGGUGGUCUGGAGGCUCCUGAGGCACAGGCGAUGCCGGACGCGUCGAUUCUAAACAACCUCGUAGGGCGCCUGCUUACGGAUCGGCCAAUCCGUUUCGAACACAUGCAGCAUGUCCUGGCAUCAGUGUGGCGCCCGGUUAUGGGUAUGUAUGCAGUUUCGUUGGCGGACGAUCUCUUUUUGUUCCAGUUUCCACAUCCGAAGGAUCUGCAGUGCGUUAUGGAGGACGGGCCAUGGUCUUUCGAAAACCAUCUCCUUCUUUGCGAGCAGGUUCCGCCUGGCAAUCGACCAGAGGAGGUCACUCUGGAUUCUGUCUCCUUCUGGGUACAGAUUCACGGACUGCCCGCCAUGUAUGCUUCGCCGGAUUUUAUCAUCAAAAUCGGGGAGUACAUUGGAUCGUUCAUAACCUCCGAUCCUUUCAACUUCGGAGGCGCGUGGAAGAGUUUCUACAGAAUCCAGGUACGCAUGAGUAUUUUGGAUCCGAUCAAACGUCGCAUGAAGCUGUUACGGCGUGAUGGCACGACUCAGUGGGUCACGUUCGAAUAUGAGAGAUUAAGCACUUUCUGCUAUUGCUGCAACCGGCUUGGUCAUGCUGACAAAUUUUGCAGGGUAGCUUACGAGAAGGGAAUCCUACCUGAGGAUUACCCGUUCGGAGCCUGGCUGAGAGCUGGACCCAGGCGACAGGUGCGACUAGUGGGAGCCAAGUGGUUAUUGUCAAACUCCUCCCCUACGAAGCUGCCUUCCGCCCUCACGGAAGGACCAUCGCCAACAAUGUUAGUGACAAUGACGGAAGCUGAGGGACUACAGGGCAAUCUGAAAAGACGUAGGGAAGCUUUGGACAUAGAAGAUACGGUGACUGAAGAUGACAUUUUGAUGGCUAAUAACGGCAAAACUGAUGAGUUGGCGGGCCAGGCUUGCCGUGCCCAAUGA
Messenger RNA from Ipomoea nil (Japanese morning glory), 987 nucleotides. RefSeq lists its product as uncharacterized. The coding region runs from base 1 to 987 and encodes 328 amino acids. The record is from RefSeq and is a predicted model, not a curated record. The transcript has a single exon. NCBI's taxonomy places the organism in Eukaryota, Viridiplantae, Streptophyta, Magnoliopsida, Solanales, Convolvulaceae.